AUGUCCGAUGCGGAAGUUGUCCGGAACUCCAUCACCUACAAUGCGGCCAUCAGUGCCUGUGCCAAAGGUGAGGUAUGGGAAGUAGCUUUGUCACUGCUGCACGAGCUAGAGCUGGAGAGCCUGGAGGCCUCCAUCAUCCCUUACAAUGCAGCCACCAGUGCAUGUGCCAGAGGAAGCCGUUGGGAGCUUGCAGUAGCCUUGGCUGCCAGCCUCAACACGAGAAGCCUCGAGCCCGACACCAUCACGCACAACUCUCUCAUCUCGGCGCUUGAGUUCGGUUGCUUAUGGCAAGAGGCUGUGCUGCUGUUCAGUGAAAUGGCGGAGUUCUCUUUGCAACCUACCAUCGUGACCUUCAACUCGCUUUUGAAAACAUGCGCGACUGGGGAAGAGUGGCAACAAGCACUGAGCUUGCUGUCGGAAAUGAAGAACCGAAAGCUCCUGCCAAACAUGAUCACCUUGACAUCGGCCGUCAGCGGCAGCGCCCGCAGCUCUCAAUGGGAAAGCUCGCUGACUCUUUUCCGCGACAUGAGACAAAGCACGGUCCCUUGCAGCGUUCUCGCAUACAAUGCAGCAAUCAGUGCAUGCGAAAGUCAGGGGUUGUGGGAGUAUGCUCUCCAAUAUAUGGCUGAGCUCUGGGCAGAGGGCUUCCAAGCAGACAUCGUCACGUACAGCACAGCGAUCGGAGCCUGUGCCAAAUCCGGGAAUUGGCAGUGGGCGUUGCAGCUGUUCGCGAUGCUGAAACACGACGGCUUGCGCUGGAAUGUCGUCACCUGCAACUCACUGAUCAGUGCGUGUGAGAAGGGUGGCGAAUGGAGCCGAGCGCUCGCGCUGUUAUCUGGAAUUCAGGAUGAAGAUCUCCAGGUGGAUGUGAUCGCCUACAACGCGUCCAUCAGCUCCUGUGAGAAGGCAGCGAAGUGGGAGGAAGCUUUGGGCCUCCUCAGAGACUUGGAGGCCUCUCCGGGGCUCCAGGCUGAUGUGAUUUCUUUCAAUGCUGCCAUCAGUGCUUGCGAGAAGUGCGAGCGCUGGGAGGAG
This is a messenger RNA of Symbiodinium sp. CCMP2592, 1032 nucleotides long. The record is from the annotation of a GenBank genome assembly. NCBI's taxonomy places the organism in Eukaryota, Dinophyceae, Suessiales, Symbiodiniaceae.